AUGCGAUCAAUGACAACGGCAUCGAAUGCUUACGCUACAGGGAGCACCAAUACAACCCAGGUGUUGGUUGAUAAUAUUUGUCCUCGGCCGCUGCAGAUCAACGGCCAAAUUACCCCAUUGACAAACAGCGUCAUUAACGAAACAUCAACAGACUUGACCGUGAAUGACACGGUUCCCGCUCAAGCAUUCGAGCCACAAGCCUCGUCCUAUUUCCUCCGCAACAGCCUGGAUGCCCUGGAUGCCUCAGAUUUCAAUUCGAACCUCGACUGGCUCUUUGAUCAUCUUUCGGAACACGAGUCGACCGAUUUUGGAGCUCUGUUUAGUGAAGGAGUUCAUAAUUCACCUCCCGUCCCAUUGGCAGAAGCUAGCGGGGCUCAUAAUCCACGCUCAGGCCUCAGCGCCAACUGCAAUAUCAUGGAUAUUUACAACACACCUUCUGUUCAAAGUGCCGAUGAUUUGGAUCUUCCGUGUCCUCGGCCUCAAGACAGCUGUGGUGCUGACGAUCCGUGGCCGAUGGAGUGGCAUUCUGAGAAGUCCCAGCGUAUUGUAGAUCUACCCAACUUAGGCUGCGACGAGGACGAAAACCCUAACCUGUAUCCUCGCUUUUUUCCCAACUGGUCACUACACCCAUCGAUUAUUGAGGCAUUGGCAGACCACCUCAGACUUCCAGCCCGCCGGAGUCCUUGGCUACCCAGCAAUUUGGACCAUUUUCCAGAUAAAGAAAAGCUGGAGUACUGUAUCGACAUGUAUUUUGCUCACUUCCAUCAGCUUCUCCAAGGUUUACACGGGUACUACUGCGGCAACAAGCGGUUGUUUGAACUGAGUGAAUCUUUUCGAAACAAUCUUGUGCAUCACGCAAAGUGCAUGGGUCUCUUCCGGUUCAAGCCAGAGGCAAACACAAUAUCACGAACAUCGCAGAAUGUCGAGGAGCGGUGGAAAGACUGGAUCCGUUAUGAAAAGCUUCGUCGACUGGGAUGGGCCGUCUAUGAAUACGAUGCAUCAGUCUCCUACCUACACAACAAUCGACCGUUUCUUAGCAUUGGAGAAAUUCACCUUGCUCUCCCUUGUGGAGCCAACUAUUGGAAUGCCGAGUCUGCCCACUGUUGGGCCGCUAUGUUGCCGUCAACAGUGCCCGAGCCGAUGUCUCCGAGGCUCGAGUCUCUUUUGCGAACUUUCUUUGAUCAAACUCAGAAGCCAAACGAGAAAAUUCAGGAUGAGCGUCACCGAUCCUUAGUCGCCACCACACUGUGCCGGAUGAUAUGGACACUCAAGGAGAUGAGAUCUUCGCCGAUCGUGGGUCUUCUUCCUCAUGGCCCAGAGAACACUAACACUACCGCGGAUCUUGUCAGGGCGGCCGACAAGCUGGCAAGGUGUCCUCAAAAUCUAGCUACGUAUCUUACGACAGCAGAGCUGGCGCCAGCUAUGCAUACGCUCCAAGUCACCUAUGUCUGUCACCUCUAUGGGGCGGGUGGCUUGAUGAAUUGGCUGUAUCCGCUCCUUCGAGACGAUCUCCAAGCUGGCACCGUUUUUAACACCCUCAGCCUUUGGGCAAAACAAAAUGCCGAGAUGGCUAGAGAGGCAGCCUGCUUUAGUGCGCGGAUCCUUGCCAUUGCGAGAAUCUUCCCGAGUGCCUCCCCUAAUGAGCCCUCGAUGAUAUUCCAUGCUGGCACAGUGCUCUACUUCCUUGCAAAGGUUCUGCCAACGCACCUUGUAAAAGACACGGCCGCUGUGUGGCUAGAUCAGCUCUCUCCUGGGAACGAAGGACCUCCAGCGUCAGUGAAAACAUGGAUUAGUAACGGCAAGUCCUCAAUGGUCUGUAUACAUGGAGUUCCCUGA
Messenger RNA from Fusarium tjaetaba, 1836 nucleotides. RefSeq lists its product as uncharacterized. The record is from RefSeq and is a predicted model, not a curated record. Bases 1 to 1836 code for a protein of 611 amino acids. The transcript is spliced from 3 exons. Gene Ontology annotation, biological process: DNA-templated transcription. Gene Ontology annotation, molecular function: zinc ion binding; DNA binding. NCBI's taxonomy places the organism in Eukaryota, Fungi, Ascomycota, Sordariomycetes, Hypocreales, Nectriaceae.